Messenger RNA from Capsaspora owczarzaki ATCC 30864, 2853 nucleotides. RefSeq lists its product as hypothetical. The transcript is spliced from 24 exons. The record is from RefSeq and is a predicted model, not a curated record. Gene Ontology annotation, cellular component: extracellular matrix. Bases 1 to 2853 code for a protein of 950 amino acids. Gene Ontology annotation, molecular function: protein binding. NCBI's taxonomy places the organism in Eukaryota, Filasterea, Ministeriida, Capsasporidae.
AUGACACCGAAAGGACUUGUCUUUGGGCUACUUGUGCUACUCGGCUGCGUGGUUCACCAUGCCCAGUUGGCACAGGCAGCAAAUGCCUGUGGCACUGACGGCGUGUGCAAUUGCUUUGGGACUACUGUCGAUUGCAGUGACCGAUCUCUCACAACCAUUCCAAGCGGAGUCCCAGCUGCCACAACGACCUUGGAUUUGCGUAGAAACCUGAUCACCAACAUGCCCACCUCUACGCUCUCAAGUCUGACUGCGCUGAAUGAUCUGUUCUUGGAUGAAAACCAGAUCACCAGCAUUCCCGCCCCUGCCUUAGCAAGCCUGACUGCCCUGAAUUCUUUGUAUAUUGGCCUCAACCAGAUCACCAGAAUUACAGCGAGCUUAUUUAUAAAUCAGGCUGCGCUGACUGAAUUGGAUCUAUCUGGCAACCAGAUCACCAGCAUUCCCGGCACUGCAUUCACAGGCUUGACUUCGCUGACGUUUUUGGCUCUGGGAGGCAACCUGAUCACCAACGUUGCUGCCGCUGCAUUCACCAGUCUGCCCGCGGUGCAACAAAUGCUCCUGGACUACAACCAGAUCACCAGCCUUCCCACCACUCUCUCCAGCAUGACUGCGUUGAGACAAUUGGAUGUAACCGGCAACCAGCUCACCAACAUCCCCUCUGCAAUCGCAAGCCUGACUGCGCUGGUUUACUUAGCUCUAGGCGAAAACCAGUUUACCAGCGUUCCCGCAAACGCGUUCUCGACUCUGGCUGGCCUGACAUCAUUAUUUCUAGACUACAAUCAGAUCACCAGCAUUUCUGCAAACGCAUUCACAGGUCUCAGUGCGCUGAAAAACUUGCAUCUCUAUGGCAACCAGAUUACCAGCAUUUCUGCAAACGCAUUCACAGGUCUGUCUGCGCUGACACAAUUACUUCUACUCGACAAUCAAAUUACAAGCAUAUCCGCAAACGCAUUUACAAGCCUUAAUACGCUGAGUUACAUAAAUCUGCAACGCAACAAAAUCACCAGCAUUUCUGCAAACACAUUCACAGGUCUGGCUGCAUUGACGACAUUGGCUUUGAAUUACAAUCCCUUCACCACUUUGCCGCCCGGGCUGUUUCAAGGCUUGAACAAUGGGUUGUGGCUGUCGCUAGUAGAUCAAUUGCUGAGCCCGAACAACUUUACCUUUGGUGGGAACACCGUCGCUCCGCCCAGCACAUACGGCAAUGCAUCGUACCCGUACAGGAACGCUUCAUGCUGCCCGACUAAUUGUCUGACUUGCACUUCAUCCAGCAUCUGCACUCAGUGCUUUGGGGGCUACGUUCUGGUGGAUGGAUUGUGUGCUCCGCCUGCCUGUGGCACUGGCGGCGUGUGCACUUGCUCAGGAACUACUGUGGAUUGCAGUCGCCGAUCUCUCACAACCGUUCCAGGGGGAAUCCCAGUCACCACGAAAGAGCUGCAUCUGCAAAAUAACCAGCUCUCAAACGUCCCCGCCUCUGCGUUCACAGGCUUGUCUGCGCUCGAACAACUAUUUCUGUCUUACAACCCGAUCUCCGGCUUUCCCGCAGCCGCAAUCACAGGCCUGAGCGCGCUGACAUCAUUCUCUUGUCAAUUCACUCAGAUCACCGAGAUUCCUACAAACGCAUUCACAGGCUUGAUUGCGCUGCAAGGCGUGUAUCUAGGCAGUAACCGGAUCAACAGCAUUUCCGCCAACGUAUUCACGGCCCUGACUGAGCUGACUUAUCUGGAUUUGCAAAACAACACCAUCACGAGCAUUUCCGCCUCUGCAUUCACAGGCUUGUCUGCACUGACCGUACUAACUUUGGCAAGCAACCAGAUCACCAGCCUUUCGGCGAACACAUUCACAGUUCUCACUUCUCUGACCAUGGUAACUUUGAAUGGCAAUCCUUUCACAACUUUGCCGCCUGGUCUGUUCAAGGGCCUGCCAAAUCUCUUGCGUUUGACGAGUUCGUACUUCUAUUUGCGCCCCAACAAUUUUACCUUUGGUGACAACACUGUUGCUCCGCCCAGCACGUACGGCAGUGCAUCCGAGCCAUACAUCUGCGCCACCUGUUAUGCCGCUGGGUCCACGGAUCUUGCGUUCCGCUCGCUUGUUUCCGCGACCUCGGCCUCCGUUGCUUCGCUCGCUACUGCAACUAUUGCAUCUGAUGCAAGCGCGUCGUCCGCUUCCAUUGCUUCCGUCGCGUCCACGCAAUCUGCCUCGGCUGCCUCUGUUGCAUCUGAGGCAAGCGCGUCGUCCGCAUCUGUCGCUUCAGAUGUUUCUGCGACCUCGGCAUCCAUUGCUUCAGUUGCUUCACUCGCGUCUGCAUCGGCCGCCAGUGCUUCAUCUGCAGGGCAGACUUCUGGAGCACCCGAUGCCGCCAACGCUCGCAAUGACUCCGGUGACGCAUCUUCCGGGCCGAUUAUUGGCGGAGUGAUUGGCGGCCUGCUCGCUCUCGUGUUGCUGGUGGCGCUCAUUGUGACCCUUCGGCGCCGUCGCUCUCCAAAGGCAUUGGCGCCCAGCGACACGGUUCCCAACACAACGAACAAACUACGCGAGUCAACAGGCGACACCGAACCGAAUUACCAGGCUCUUGAUCACAGCGGCGUGGUGUCGAACGUGGCGAAUCCAACCUACGAAUCUUUGCCUGCUACUGGCGACCAUGCCUUGUACGAAGACGUUGGCUCAAAGCCCCGUCCUCCUGUGAGUUCGUCGGAGCUGCUGUAUUCCGACGCAUCGGUGUCUGGUGUCCUUUACGCCGAUCCUUCGCUGCCCAAUGCUUCGUCUGUUCGUGUGCCGUCUGCGUCCUCCUCAAACACUUACGCGACGAUCGAUGUCGCAUCUUCGACGCCUGGUGGAAACGUCGAUUCUGCUUAA